Molecule: messenger RNA, 5394 nt
Organism: Lachnellula hyalina
Lineage: Eukaryota; Fungi; Ascomycota; Leotiomycetes; Helotiales; Lachnaceae
Gene: rqh1
Product: ATP-dependent DNA helicase
Exons: 2
Coding region: 1-5394 (1797 amino acids)
Biological process (GO): double-strand break repair via homologous recombination; DNA replication
Cellular component (GO): nucleus; RecQ family helicase-topoisomerase III complex; chromosome
Molecular function (GO): ATP binding; nucleic acid binding; four-way junction helicase activity
Source: RefSeq, a predicted model, not a curated record
AUGACUAGACAUAACCUCGACGUCCAUAUUUCUUGGUUGUUGUCUCACAAAGUCACUCCGCCCGUGGGGGGCGUUUCUGUUGCAGUCCGGACGAAUUCAACAUCUGCGGCAGAUAUUACUGAAGCAGAAGCAAACUUUUUGGAGGAGGAAAUAGAAGAAAUACCAAGGGAUUUUACUACACCCGUUGCAAAUUACCAGGCUACCCAGACGGUCAAUGUUGUUCAGUCUUUUGUUCGCCCGCCGCUCCCUUCAUCGAUUGCUCCACAACCACAAUUGCGAGACUUGAUAAAUGCACAGGCAGACGAGUCAAUGGGAAAGUUGGCUUCCGCACAAAGGUCAACCAGACCAGGUCUUUUGAGCCAACAUCAGCUUGCUACUCCAGCAUCUACUACUGCCUCAAACUCCACCUCGAAGUCGAAAUCGUCCUUGACGCAAUCCUUUACGAAUUCCUUUCGAGAUAAGACCGGUAAAUCCAAACAGACUUGUGUUGCGACAUCUAUCUUACAAUCGCCUCUAGAGACCCCUUUUACGAAACCCACGGCAGGUCUAGAUACUCCUUCUGCAAGACCUACAGCCGCCCGUUCACUUUCCAAACCUUUAAGACCCUUUCAAACCCCGCAAACCCCUCGACAAACCCCUGUACCGUUAAAGGGACUCAAUAUCGGAACCAUCAAAUCUAUCGAUCUUACUGGGGAUAGCUCUAGUGAUGUUCCUACCUCUCGUUCAAGCAGCACAGAAGGGUUUGGAGAACCGGUGACGCUCUGGCGAGAGGAUUCGGCAUGGAGGCCGGAGCCUCUUGUUCGUGUUUCCAAGAAACGCAAGAGUAAUGAAAUAUCGGCUGGGAGCCCUCAUAAGAGACCGGAUGGUGAACGAAAGACGGGACUUAUGGAGAGAGAUCUAGUGGACAAUAAUGACGGGUUUAUGGAUAUCGAUUCCUCGGACGAUGGCGCCCUAAACACUCAACGCCCGCGACCGAUGCUUAUGGAGCCUCGAGCUAGAUCAGUACAACCAAGCGUUGAACAUCAAGAUACUGAUGAUAGUGUCGAGGAAUUCCAGAUCACCGAAACUAUAAGCCGAGUUGAGACUCGCACUCGGAAGAGUAUCAGCCGGGUACCCUCAGUGAGCGACGUUGAUCCUAUUAGAUCGACAUAUCCAGCUCCUAUUCCCUUGAAGAGAGCCGAAUCAAGACCGAAAACUGUAACAACUCCAAAAUCACGGUCGACAGUUCAAGUUGCCGCAUCCCCCAUAAAGAAAUUUGAAUCUCCAACGCCUCAAAAACCACGGAAAAAACGACUCGAGAGAACUAUUCAAGACUCUGACGAUGAUGACGAUGUGGUAUUAUCAGAUGUAGAGAAAAGGGCCAGCUGUUCUUCUCGGACCUCUAUGAAAAAUAGUCCUCGGGUUGCAAAUACCCCUGGGGUGUCCAGAAUGCGGGAAGUACCAGAAUUUGAACGAAGCAGCCCUGUAGGAAAUGAUUAUAGAAAUUCAAAACCAAGAGUAGGGAGUCCACUACGCCCUAUAUCACGGAAUGUUGCCACCAGGCAAGAAAAUGCCGCUUCUCCCUUCCACCAAGACUCGCCCACCAAGGAAGCUUCUGUUCACAAUCCACUGUUACAACACUCAAGCCAGCACACACCUUCAUCUACCCUCACUUCAGAUGACAGGAGACUUGUAAAUUUGUAUUUGACGAAACCUAAAACGAUUGCGACCUACUUCACUCGUGUGGAGAACGUGCUCCAGCAAAACUCUGUCACUUCAAUGGAAUACAAUGACAAGGAUGAACCUGCUCCCAAGCAGCUAAUUGAAGAGCGGAAGACCUUGCUAAACAAAAAGAGGGCAUAUCUAAGCCUAGAAGGUAUUGCAGAGCGCCACAGGACUUUGGUAGCCGAAAAGAAGGACAUCACUCGAACUCUAUACGAGCUGCUUGAUUCGGGCGUCGAUACAAGUCUCCAGGACGAACAAAACGCAUCACUUACUCAAGUUAUUCGAAAGCUAGAAACAGAAGCAUGUCAGCUCUUGUAUCUCUCCGGAGCAAUCACAGAUGGUUUUGGUACAGGUUUAGAUCUUGAAACCGAGCCAGUGCAUCCAGCUGCCUCAUUGAAACCAGACGAGGCUGCUUCGAGCAUUAUUGGUAGUGCUCAAAUUGUUCUUCAGACACAAGUCCCCCCUUUGCCGCAGAAGGCAACGUCAAGUUCCGUUCAGUAUAUAGCAGAAACAUCGUCCCGAGGCGAAUUCAACCAGAAGACCACCAGUAUGUCUCGCCAGGCAACUCCAUCUCCUAUACGGCGCGCCGAUUGGUCUCGAACCUUCACCGACCAGCAACCAGACUUAGGGCCUCCAGCCGAGUCAGCUCCAACUGACAGAGUCUUUCGGCAGCCAAACUUCUAUCGUAACCCUUCUCCUAUGGACUGUGGUAUGGACGAUGAUGACUUUGAUGCCUUGCUUGAAGACGAGGCUCAGGAGCUGUAUCAGAGUUCAAAUUUCAAGGAACAGGUAGCUGGCGAUGCCGACGACGAUUACGGAGAUGAAAACUAUGAUGAUAUACUCGAGUUCGCCCAAGAGGUUGAGCGUCAGUCUUUGGCAAUACCGCCUGUAGGUCGUACGACACAGAAGCCAGCUAUAUCUGAAACCAGCAAGCGCCCGGCCUCCGCCAAGAAAACAAUGUACUCUAUCAUGGAUCCAGCUCAUCCAAGCAUGUUGUUUAGGUAUUCUUGGUCUGCUGAUGUCAAGAGAGCUCUUAAAGAGCGCUUCAACCUUCGAGGCUUUCGACAGAACCAACUGGAAGCCAUCAAUGCCACCUUGGGUGGAAAAGACGCCUUCAUUUUGAUGCCGACGGGAGGUGGCAAGUCUUUGUGUUAUCAAUUGCCGGCUGUUAUUACAUCUGGGAAAAACCGAGGAGUGACCAUCGUUAUCUCGCCGUUACUCAGUCUCAUGAGUGAUCAAGUCGACCAUCUGAACAAGCUCCAAAUACAAGCUGUCUUAAUCAAUGGAGAAAAGACGCAAACGGAAAAAAAUCUUGUUUACGAUGCACUCAAAGGUCCAUUCCCGGACCAGUAUGUCCAACUGCUUUAUGUAACUCCAGAAAUGAUAGGGAAAAGCGGUGCACUCAUGAGCGCUCUUACCGGUCUGCAUCGGAAGAAUAAGCUUGCCCGGAUCGUUAUUGACGAGGCACAUUGUGUUAGUCAAUGGGGCCACGAUUUUCGACAAGAUUACAAGACUAUAGGCACCAUAAGGUCAAAGUUUCCGGGCGUGCCUUUUAUUGCCUUGACGGCGACAGCCACUGAAAAUGUCAAGACUGACUGUAUCCACAACCUUGGCAUGGAGGGCUGUGAAGAAUACAAGCAAAGCUUUAACAGGCCAAAUCUUUACUACGAAAUCAGGUCGAAGAAGGGAAAAGGUGCUAAUGCCGAGAUUUUGGAAGACAUGUCGAGCCUGAUAUUGAAAAAAUACAAGGGUCAGACAGGGAUAAUUUACACACUAUCAAGGAAAGGCUGUGAAGAGCUGGCAGAGAAACUGCGCUCCAAAGGAAUCAAAGCUCAUCAUUUCCAUGCCAGUAUGGACCCUGAGGAGAAGGGUGAUGUUCAGCGAGCUUGGCAAGCUGGAACAUGGCAAGUGGUUGUCGCAACGAUUGCCUUUGGCAUGGGCAUCGACAAGCCCGAUGUUCGUUUUGUCAUCCAUCACACAAUACCAAAGAGCUUGGAAGGCUAUUACCAAGAAACAGGUCGAGCAGGGCGGGAUGGAAAGGAUUCUGGAUGUUAUCUCUAUUACGGCUACCAAGAUACGCGUAUUCUUAAACAAUUCAUCGAGGACGGGGAAGGCACUGAAGAAGUCAAGGAGAGACAACGGGACAUGCUGAAAAGAAUGGUCCAAUUCUGCGAGAAUCGACAUGAUUGCCGCAGAGUCAACAUUCUCUCGUACUUCGGCGAAGCGUUCGCAAAAGAGGAUUGCAGACACAAAUGUGACAAUUGUAACUCCGAUGCUGUCUUUGAAUCGAGAGACAUGACGAGCCAAGCUCGGGCAGCUAUGAACAUCGUCAAACAGAUACAAUCCGGCAAUUUUACGCUCCUCCACGCGGUGGAUAUUUUACGCGGUCAGAGCAACGCGAAAAUCAAGGACAACAAUCAUCAAAGCUUAACUGAAUAUGGUGCAGCAAAAGAUCUACCUCGAGGUGAAGCGGAACGCAUUUUCUCAAGAUUGCUCAUGGAGAAUGCUCUGAAAGAGGUUGUCAUAACUCGAAGAGGUUUCCCUCAACAAUACAUUCAUUUGGGAACGAACUUUCGGGACUUCCUCUCUGGUCGUCGCAAGUUAACAUUGAUGCUGAAAGUAUCAGCGUCGCCAAUAGGGCCCGAAAAGAAUGCCCAAAGGCAGGCUAAAAAGGCUAGCGGCCCCAGUAUUCCACGAGGCUCGACAGCUCAACCUCAAUCGACAAUGUUCACAUCACCCGCUUCCCCUUCUUCACGGAGAAAUAAUACAAAGGGGAAGAACCGUAUGGUCGAGGUCAACGACGACGAUGAUUUCUUUGCUUCAAACGAAUCCGACGCUUUCGAACCCAUGCCUCCCAAAGCCACACGCAAAGUUCGGCAUGCAUUGCCUUUGGGGCCCCCAAUUACGACAGAUGACCGCUUGAAGGAUCUUCCAGACCUUCAUCGAGUCAGCGUUCAACAAUUUCUUGACGAAGCUAAGGAGUCGGAGGAAAGACUUCGAAACGGGAACGGCCAUUCUAGGCCUUACUUUACCGAUAACGACUUCCGAGAGAUGGCUAUAAACUGGACCUUGACUAUAGAUGACAUGCUCCAAAUACCAGGAAUCAACGAAGAUAAAGUCCAACGGUAUGGUAAAAGAUUCCUACCGCUGAUCAAGAAGUAUCAAGUUGGCUAUGAUGAGAUGAUGGCUUCCAACGAUGAUAGAGAUAUGGAUCAAAAUCAUAUGAAUGUCAUCGACCUAUGUAGCGAUGGGGAUGAUGACGAGUACGAUGAAGAGGGUGACGAUCACCUAUCCCAGGCCGAGCAACCGUCCAAGUACUUCGCAUCGGCGCAAGUUCAAGCAUUCAACGCCCAGAUUGCCCAAGCUGCACAGUUACCUCAGCGUAGCCAUCCUAAGCCGGAAGCACCUAAAAAGCCAAGAGGCGGGUCUAGGGGUAAAGGCAAGGGUUUCAAACGAGGCUCUCGGAAGAGUAAUGACUUGGCUUCGGGGUCUGGAUCUGGAUUCCGUGGUGGUCGGAGCAACUCGGGUGUUUCCAAGAGAGGCGGGUCUCGAAAAACAUCUGCUGCUGCUAAGAGGGGUGGUACCAGUGCCGGCUACCAGAGUUCAAACAUAAUGAAAUCGUUUGGCAGACCUAAUGGAGGUGACGGUGGCGGUAUGGGUGGAGGAAGUAUUGGUAUGAUGCCAACUUAG